AUGCCUGCCAAAGUCCCUCAGAGACGCAGGAGACAUAUGUCCACCCGGGUAAGAAAGAAUGAACAGACACCAGUGAAAAACACCUAUGCUGCUUGCCCAAGACACUGGAUUGGAUUUGGAAAUAAAUGUUUUCAUUUUUCUGAAUCCACAAGUAACUGGACCUUCAGCCAGACCUCCUGCGUGGCACAAGAGGCCCAACUUGCUCGAUUUGACAACCUGGAGGAGCUGGUGGCACCCAAGGUAGUUAUUUUGCUGGAAUGGUUUCCCAUCCGGGGAAAGGAAAACCAUGCCUACCUGAACAACAACAGGAUCAGCAGUGCCAGGGUCUAUGUAGAUAAAAGAUGGAUCUGUAGCAAACCCAACAGCUAUACCCUCCAGUGCUAAAAUUCUUUUUCUUCUUCGUAGCCUUCGCCAAGAGAUACUUUUAGCCUGUUAUCUACAGUUGCUUCUCUUUCCCAUUCACAACCCAUUCUCCAUGUGGUUGUGAAAGUCAGGGGAACAGGAGCUGCCUUUGCCAUGAACUGCCCUGUCAUCAGCUGCUCCUGGCAAUGCAGCCUUACCAGAUCACAGGGGAAGAGGUGCCAGGCGGUCCUAUGAGACUUGAUAGG
Meriones unguiculatus (Mongolian gerbil) is the source of this 608-nucleotide messenger RNA. RefSeq names its product C-type lectin domain family 2 member D-like. NCBI's taxonomy places the organism in Eukaryota, Metazoa, Chordata, Mammalia, Rodentia, Muridae. The record is from RefSeq and is a predicted model, not a curated record. Gene Ontology annotation, cellular component: external side of plasma membrane. The transcript has 4 exons. The coding region runs from base 1 to 384 and encodes 127 amino acids.